AUGGUAUCCAGCGCAACAGGUUAUCAGGACAUUUCCUUGCCAACUACGGUGCCUGAAGACCGGGGUACACGCUUGAUGAACCACAGCGCGGCACGUGUUCCUGAGUGCUCUUUUGGGCCGCGGAUUUGCGGCACGGCAUCGAUGAACCCAUCAUUCCGCGUUGGCGAAGUGGACGUUUUGGCGAAUCAAAAGAGCGUCAGAAACCUCGACUUCUGCAGAGGACGGCGACAAGACGGCUUUCGCAUCCACUUGUAUCUGGUUCACCGUGCCCUGAUUAUCGAGCGUUGCGAGAAGACCGUCGGCAAGCUGAUCAGCGGUUUACAAAAUUCUAGGUUGGGGAGGAUCUUCGAGCGCACCUUCACUCGAUACCCGCCUGGGCUGGAGGACAGCAUAGCGCAUCACCAGGCUCUUCGAUACCAACUGGGGGAUCUCACGUGUGUCGUGCGUUUUGAGGUAAACGCAAGCUACGAGCGGAAGGUUGAGGAGGGCGGCACUUCAGAAUCGUUGGUACUCGCAAUGAGUCGAUUGCAAACGGACGACGGACAUGGAGGAGAUGCUUCUGCCAGCCAACGGCUGACACAAAGAGUGCCGAUGGCUCAAGCGAAUGCAGCAGGAAUCAAGACAGCAGCCAAGCCCAAGAGCCCUGGUGCAUACAUGCCGCAGCUCUGGUUCGGCGGAACGCCCUGGCUUAUCAUCGGACAGCAAGCAAAUGGAACCUUCGAAAAGUUGAAAAUCACCCACACUGCAGCUCAGUUUGCGGGUUGGGAGGAAACGCACCGACUCGACCUUCGCAGUUAG
Molecule: messenger RNA, 798 nt
Organism: Colletotrichum orchidophilum
Lineage: Eukaryota; Fungi; Ascomycota; Sordariomycetes; Glomerellales; Glomerellaceae
Exons: 1
Coding region: 1-798 (265 amino acids)
Source: RefSeq, a predicted model, not a curated record